Molecule: messenger RNA, 885 nt
Organism: Drechmeria coniospora
Lineage: Eukaryota; Fungi; Ascomycota; Sordariomycetes; Hypocreales; Ophiocordycipitaceae
Exons: 3
Coding region: 1-885 (294 amino acids)
Source: RefSeq, a predicted model, not a curated record
AUGCAGAUGUCUAAAAUCCUCUCCAUCUUGGCUGUUGCCAUCGUCAGCACCGCCGCUGCUCCCACUCCUGAUAGUGUUGAAACGGGCGUCCUUCUCAAAAAGAGCGAAAUGGCCCUAGCUGAUGAGGAUGAUUUGAUUGAAAAGGCUAACGGAGACUUUAUCCAGCGACGUGACCUGGCCAGUAUUGAGGUCAGAGGCCUAGCUCAUUACGGUAAGCAUGAUGACAUUCUCGGGCCGCAAGACUAUACUGAAAGAGUCAAAGAUGCUGUUCCUAUGGGUUGUCCCCAUGCGGUCCCCGAUGACAAGUUUAAGCGAGGUGGAUGCUACAACUAUAUUAAGAGGGAUGGUGCUCAGUAUGCCAUCCCUGAAGGCUGCCCCGAAGCUGCUCCUGAUGCCAAGGUUAAGCGGGGUGGAUGCUACAACUAUAUUAAGAGGGAUGGUGUUCAGUAUGCAGUCCCUGAAGGCUGCCCCGAAGCUGCCCCUGAUGCCAAGGUUAAGCGGGGUGGUUGCUACAACUAUAUUAAGAGGGAUGGUGUUCAGUAUGCAGUCCCUGAAGGCUGCCCCGAAGCUGCCCCUGAUGCCAAGGUUAAGCGAAGUGGUUGCUACACCUACAUCAAGCGAGACGGUCAGUACGCCGUACCUGAGGGAUGUCCCCGCGUCAUCCUCGAUGCGAAGGUAAAGCGUGGUGGUUGUUACACGUACAUUAAGAGGGAUGGUGUCCAUCACGCCGUUCCCGCGGACUGCCCUCAGGUUGCGCCGAACUCCAACGCCAAGCGAGGCGGUUGCUACAACUAUAUCAAGAGGGAGGCACUCAACAUGGGUAGGAAGCCUUUCGACAGUCUUUUGAUCACGACCACUGAUGAAGGUUUUGACAGACACUGUUAG